This is a messenger RNA of Angiostrongylus costaricensis, 546 nucleotides long. The record is from the annotation of a GenBank genome assembly. Lineage: Eukaryota; Metazoa; Nematoda; Chromadorea; Rhabditida; Metastrongylidae.
AUGGGUUGGCGAUUAAGACGUGUCCGCCGCAAGGAUGAGGAUAUCUUCGUCAAGCUGCUGAUCAUUGCCAUUGUAGGAUCUGUCAUCUACUUCAGUACCGUACAGACUUUUGAUAUUUAUCGCUAUCAAGUCGCAGGUGGUUUAUGGUCAUCGGAAUCAGAAUCGUCUCGGCCGCGUAACGAAAGCAUGGAAAAGCUGGAAAUAUUUGUAGUUCCAUUCACGCAUGUCGAUCCUGGAUGGCUAAAAACCUUCGAUUCCUACUCUGAAAGUACGGACUCGAUUCUGAAUAAUAUGCACCAAUUUAUGACAAAAAAUGGGAACAUGACGUUUAUUUGGGCCGAGAUGGUGUUUUUAGAGAGAUGGUGGUCAAAACAGAAUGAUAGCGUUCGCGAAGAUGUUCGCAGAUUGUUGAAAUCGGGUAGAUUAGAACUCACAUCCGGUUCAUGGGUGAUGACUGAUGAAGCCAACGUCUACUAUCCGGUUAGCGUGGACAACAUCAUUGAAGGCCAUCAGUUUAUCCAUCAAGAAAUCGGUGCGAAUAUUUAA